Melanaphis sacchari is the source of this 3157-nucleotide messenger RNA. Its product is annotated as U3 small nucleolar RNA-associated protein 6 homolog. The record is from RefSeq and is a predicted model, not a curated record. The transcript is spliced from 11 exons. The coding region runs from base 1244 to 3016 and encodes 590 amino acids. Gene Ontology annotation, molecular function: protein binding; snoRNA binding. Gene Ontology annotation, cellular component: small-subunit processome; Pwp2p-containing subcomplex of 90S preribosome. NCBI's taxonomy places the organism in Eukaryota, Metazoa, Arthropoda, Insecta, Hemiptera, Aphididae. Gene Ontology annotation, biological process: maturation of SSU-rRNA from tricistronic rRNA transcript (SSU-rRNA, 5.8S rRNA, LSU-rRNA).
UUGACACUAUGUUGUUCGGAUAUCGAACCAUUCACCAUUAAGAGUGCUAGUGACGUACGUAGGUACGGAAAUCGCGGUUCCGGUGAAUCGAUUUUAUUUUUCAGUUUUUACCUUAAUUACUGAUAAGACAGACUUGAGAUUAAUCAGAACUGAUAGGAGCACAAUAUAAUAAUUAUAUUAGUAUGCAUUCCAUUCUACAGGACGUUUCAAUCGAAAUUCAAAAUUAUUCAAACACCACAGAAUUCUGUGUUAACAUUCCAGCUGUUGUUAUGACUUAGUUCAGUCUAAAACAAUCAAGAGAUUUCGGAGCUGUACGUACACCAUAGAUUACUUGCAAUUUGUAAUUACGGCACAUUACUUUGACGACAUAAUUUGAACAAUUUUACACACAUUUACAUACUACGAUUGUUUAUUCGUCUCCAUAAUCAUUAAUCGUGAAACAUAUCGCGUAGACGGCAGACCUAAAGCGACUACUGAGUACUGACAGCAGGCUAAUCAUAAAUUGAUAAGUUAUCGGUGAUAAUAUGUCGUGGACCGUCACGAUUAGCUAACGAAGAUUGUAGUGGCGUCGCCACAACUGCAUUAUCAUUAAUCAUGAUAACAAUAAAUGCUGAUUAAAACGUCUAAAAAUCUUAUGACUGAUUUGACAAAAUAGAUUUUGUAAAUGGCAAAUGCUCAAUAAUUAUGCGGUCAAAACUUCAAAACGCGUUACGUAUACAAUGUAAACACAAGACAACACCAGAAUCCAAACUAUUAUAAUAAUAAUUUUCAUUUUUUCAUCGAUCGAUCGACAACGAUAUUUCUGUCGUACGAUGCACUGGCCACCGACUGUUCUAGACAAUUACGAAUUAUAUAGAAUAAUAUACGGGUAAUGGGCUAUACGGCUCGAGUGCUUAUCAUUAGAAGAUAAAACAACACAAAUCGUUAUCGAUCACAAACGCGAUUUAAUUAUUAAAAAGGCACGGACGUAUAUACCUAUGACUUAUAAGUAUGAUAUAUACGUCCGUGAUUUAAGUUAAUAUCAAGUAAACCGUGGUGUGGUGUCGAACGUCAACGUUUUUUAUAUUCAAGACCCAGCGGCAAAAUCACUCGGAAGUUAUCUGAUUACAGCUGUGAGACAAGUAUUACGAUUUUUUGGACUCGUUUACUAUUUGUUUGUUUCUUUUGUAUAUUCCACCUGAAUCAUUGAGGUGUCUCAAUUCUGGGUCUUUUUUUUAUCUAGUUGAUAAAAAAAAUCUUCAUCAUGGCGACAGACGAUGUGGAAUCCGAAAUCCAUUUCAUGAAAACUUAUAGCAUAAUGAAAUGGGACGAACUAAUAAAGCUAAAUGAUGAUCGUAAAUCACUUAACCAGAAAAUCACACUUGGGUUAGCUACCAGAGAAGAAUUGUCGAAACAAAUAAAAGUUGAAUUAAAUAUGCUAGAUACGUGUCAACUUAAAAUUGAUCAAGAAAUGAAAGAAAAUGAUACAGAAGAUAUUAACACUGAAAUACUUACCAUUUUAUCAAAUCGUAUCAAUGAAUUGUACAACAAUAUGUUUCUACUGUUUCCUGUUGAUAAGACUUCAUUAUCAGAAUAUAUUGAGUUUUGCUCAAAUAAUACAUUAUUUAUCACUAAAUGUAGUAACAUGUUGGAUACACUUAUGUCAAUAUAUCAUAGUGAUCCUGAAGUGUAUAUAAUCGCAGCAACAUAUGAAUUUGAUGAUCGAAAUAAUGUUGAAUCAGCUAGAAAAUAUUUUGCAGAAGGAUUAAAAUAUCACACUAAUUGUAAACAUUUAUAUGUAGAAGAGUUCUGGGUAGAAGUACAACAUUUAGAAAAGACUGCAGGUGCCUCACUUCCAAUUGCCAUUGAAAAAUAUAGAAAUCUCAUAAAACGUUUUGAAGGAGAUAUUGAAUUUCAUUUUAUAUUAUUGGACAGAGCAAUACAAUUAAGCGCAGUUAGAGAAUUGCAAUGCAAUGUUGUCAGGGAUAUGGUCAAAAAGUAUAGGCAUAGUGAACUAAUGUGGCAAAAAUUAGCUAAAAUUCAUUUUGAUGGUUUUAUCUAUCAUCAGGAGACUGAGCAAUUACAUUAUGAUAAAAAUUAUAUCAGCGGUAUUAGAAAUUGUAUUAAAACCUAUGAAGAUGGGUUAAAAGAAAAUCUACCACUAAAAAAUAAACAUAAGUUAUGGAACUUUUAUAUUGAUCAUGUUAUAGAAAUUAGGAAAUCUUAUCGCAUGAAAAAAGAAACAAUAAGAAAUUUUAUGAAUGAAACAAUGGAACGAGCUUUUCAAGAAGCUCAUGAUAACAAGGCAUUACUUAAUGCUGAAUAUUAUAUAUAUUGGGCUAAAAACACAAAUAAAGACUGCCAUAGGAUUCUGAGAAAAGCAGUUGAGGUGAUACAUGAUAGUGUAGAACUCUGGAUUAAUUUAAUAUCAUAUUAUUUAAGCUAUGACAGUCUCGAAAUGGGUAUUGAAGCCUUUCAAGCUGGUGUACGAGCUUUGACAAAAAAAUCAAUGCCUUUAUGGGAAAUUCUAAUUUUAUACAUGGGGAAUACUCAUCCAAAAUUGCUUCAACAAUUAUAUCACGAAGGCUCACAUUUUCCAUUUCCAGAAGUUAAUUGUGUAAUCAGGCCUGAAUAUUUGGAAUGGAGUGUAGUUCAUAAUGGAAUACUUUCUACUCGUGAAUUGUUCAUUGAACUUAGAGACAUAAAACCAGAAUGUAAACAGUUAUAUACAACUAUGAUUUCAUUUGAACUCACUCAGAACUCUGGAAUUACCAAACUAAAAACUAUUAGAAAAUUGUAUAAUGAUGUAUGCAAUGUUUUUGGUCAUAAAGAUAUUGAAGUAUGGUCUGACUGUAUCCGUUUCGAAUAUAUGUACGGAUCUCGUAAAUUAGUGAAAGAAAUUUAUAAGGCAUCAUUACUGUGUUUGGAACCAGAUUUAAGGAGUGGUAUGACUGAAGAGUUUGAAAAACUUAAAGAGGAAUUCAUGGAGGAAGAUCCUAAAGAUGAAGGAGUUAUUGUAAUUGAUGACGACGAAUAAUUUAAAAGAUACAAAAAAAUUAUGUUUUUAGUGGGUAAUUUGUGUACUUCCUUUUUUUAUAUCUGUGAUAUGUAGUAUUAAGUUAAAGUCUGUUUAUUAUUAAUGAUUAUUUUUACUAAUUUUUUAAGUGGUAUAUGCAUA